GUUGGGAGGAAGGAGCGGGGCGCCGGCGCUGUCGCCGACUGGACGGGCGGCCGGGAUCGCACAGGGGGAAUCGGUGCUCUGCACGUGCUCCCUCCCGGGCAGCCUGGCCGCUGCGGGGAGCCUUCACCUCCCCGCUUUCUGGAGUGCUGGCAACGCAGCCUCCGCCUCGGUACCGUGAAGGGCUCGGCGCCGUCGGAAGAGCCCUGUGCAGCCUCGAGGCUUGCGCGGCGCCCCUUGCUGCUGCAGCUACCCGAGAGGAAGAGGGCCUCUGGAGGGGAGCUGCCCUAUCCAGUGCCCUAAACCCAUGUGAACAAUGGAGUCCUAUGUGGGCAGCUUCAGGCACACGCAGCAGCAGCAGCAGCAGCAGCAGCAGCAGCAGCAGCAGCAGCCGGACUGCGGGAUCCACUUCAAGCUUGCAAGCAAUGUGCCUCCAAAGGCAAAGAGUGCGCUGAAUGCAAAGGAUGGGUCAUAUGGAGUCAGCAUCCGGGUCCAAGGGAUUGAUGGGCACCCAUACAUUGUGCUCAACAAUGCAGAGGGAUGUUUGCCUGACUGUCACGUAGCACCUGCAAACGGCCCACAGGUUGCAACCGAGACACUUGAUAGGUCAGUGCUGGGCUCCAGUUCUGCUCCUGAACUGAGGAAGAAAACUGGCGAAGAAAGACAGUGUUUGGGAACUUAUAGCACGUUGCCAAACAAGUUCAAAAGCCCGCAGGCCAGUGUGGAUGAGGGAGAGAGCAGCACCUUGCAUUUCAAGACUGGGUUCACCCAGUCGCCCAGUCUGUUGAACUUCCAGAGGCAUCCUGAGCUUCUGCAGCCCUAUGAUCCUGAAAAGAACGUCCUGGAUUUGGAAGGCUUUGAGGCUCCCCCAUCCAGUAAAUCCAAAUCUCUUGCAGAUGAAGAGAAACCAGACAGCAAGCCUUGGAGCUCACCUUUGAAGGUUGCUUCAUUAGAUAAAAUGACCCUCCAGUGUGUAGAACUGGCCAAGUCCAAACCAAAAACUGUGGAUUUGACCAUGCCUGCAGUAGGGGAAGACCAAAGCAAGCAGGAGUUGGAAUGCCCCAGCAAUUCUGACACUCCCAAUGGAUUGCAUGGAUCACGUUCUUCUAGUGAUGGAUCUCCAUCUGCUAUAAGUCCGCCCACCUAUCAGGAAACAAGGAAAUGCAGACCUGAUCUCCUUCCUUUCCGCAGGCAAGAUUCAGCAGGAUCAGUCCUGAAUGGCUCACGACGGUCGUCAUCAUCAUCAACUACCCCAACUUCUGUUGCUUCCCUGUACAAGUUCUUCCUUGAUGACCAAGAGUAUGCCAUCUAUGCUGACAAUGUGAACAGGCACGAAAACAGAAGGUAUAUCCCAUUUUUGCCUGGAACUGGUCGCGAUAUUGACACUGGUUCAAUUCCUGCAGUUGAUCAACUCAUUGAAAAGUUUGACCAGAAGAUGGGUCCUCAGAGAAGAGGCAGGCUGGGAAUCAGGAGCAGGAUUCACCCAGACGACCGUAAGCGGUCAAGGAGUGUCGACAGUGCCCUUCCCUGUGGGCUCAAGGUGAAUUCCAGUUGUUCAGAUGAAUUUGGUCAAACUUCGGCAACGUCAUCCAAGCAUUUACUACAGCCCUCUAAAGUUUGCCUUCAGAAGGUGUUCUCUCCAGAUCAGAAGUCAGUGUCUUUUGGGGAUCAAGUUUGUCCUCGGUCUGUGGGCAAACUCCAGGCAGCAGCAACAGCAGCAAGAGAUUCUCCCAGCAAGCAUUUCAACUCUUUGCAAUAUCACAAGCAAAGUAAAAUAGUCUGUGAGAGUUCGGCUUAUCAAUCAUCCACACUUCCAGGCCAGACCAAAAAAAGUGAAAAUAAAAUGGUGACUUCCACUCUCUUGUUACCAAACCGUAUUGUGACUCCGAAACUGCCUGUGAAAACAUUUGCUUCUGCUUCAGCUGCUCAGGUCACUCCUGAUCUGCUGAAGGGCCAACAGGAACUUGCACAGCAAACCAACGAGGAAACAGCUAAGCAGAUUCUCUACAACUAUCUCAAGGAAGGAAGCAGCGAAAAUGAUGAUGCAACGAAGAGGAAAGUCAACCUGGUAUUUGAGAAAAUCCAGACUCUAAAGUCCAGAGCAGCAGGGAACUCACAGGCCUCUGAGACGUCUGCUUCAGUCAAGGCGUUGAUGGAACAGACAAAGGAGCUGGAAAAUGAGGUUUCUGAUCUACAAAGGAGGCUGGAUUUGGAAGUCAAGAACCAACAGAACAUUACAGAUGAAAGAGAUGCAGCAAAGGCAGAGUUGAGAGUUCUUCAGCAGCAGCUGGAAAAGACCGUAGAAGAUAAAGACACCUUCCGGAAGCAGCUGGAGGAGAGCGAGAAAGACCUCAGGCAGCACCUUGAAGAGCUUUUCCAAGUGAAAAUGGAGCAGGAGCAGCAGCAGACGGAGAUCCGGGACUUGCAGGACCAGCUCUCUGAGAUGCACGACGAACUGGACAACGCGAAGCACGCUGAGGAUGGCGAGAGGGAGAUGCUCCUUGGGGAGCUGAUGCAGCUGAAGCAGGAUCUUCAGGCCAUCCUGAGGGUCAAAGAGCAGCAGGAAGACAUCCUGAGGAAGCGAGAGCGUGAGCUAACAGCCUUGAAGGGGGCCCUGAAGGAAGAAGUGUCCAGCCACGACCAGGAGAUAGACCGGCUCAAAGAGCAACACAGCCAGGAACUCCAGACUCUGAGAGGGAGUUUGGAAGAAGUUACAGAGAAAAUGGGCUCCCUGUCCAGUGCCAAGGCUGCGGCCGAAAAGAUGCAGAGGAUGGCGGAAGUUCAAGUGGCCAAGAUGGCAGAGCAGAGCCAGGAGUUGGAAGGAGUCCUUGCAGAGCUGGAAAAGCAAAGCAAAGAACUCCAGCAGGAGCUGGAAAGCAUGAGAGGAGAAGAAGGGAAAAGGGAGGAAAUAAUAAAGAGCUAUGAGAAAGAGAAGCAGCGCUUGGAAGAGGCCCUGGCACGUUUGGUAGAGGAAAGGCAGGGACUGGCACUGGCCAAAACCUCUUUGGAAGCCCAGCUGGAGGAUGCACAGAAGGACGUCAGCCGGCUGAACCAGGAGCUGCAACAGUUAACUGACCAGCUGAAAGACGAAGCUAACCAGAAGGAUCAGUUAAAGAGGAUGAAGAGUGAAUUAGAGAAUGAGAGGUGGCAACUGGACAAGACUAUUGAGAAGUUACACAAGGAGAUGGCAGAAAUCAUUGAGGUUUCACGAACAUCGACGCUGGAGUUCCAGAACCAGCUUGAUGAAUACAAGGAGAAGAAUCGCCGGGAGCUUUCCGAGACACACAGGCAGCUGAAAGACAAAAACCUGGAGCUGGAAAAGGCCCACCUGACAUCCCUCAAGAUGCAAGAGGAGAUGCAUUUUAUGGAAAAAGAAUUACGAGAUCACCAGAGAGCUCAAGAUGAGGCUAUUACCAAAACACAGCUUCUGGAACAGACUGUAAAAGCCCUGGAAUAUGAACUGGAGGCCAAAAAUCACUUGAAAGAAGAUAGAGCAAGACAAGACAAGAUCAUGGAGUACAAGAUGUCCCAGCUGGAACUCGAGCUUGAAGAGGAGCGGAACAAUUCAGACGUCUUGUCUGAAAGGAUCAGCAGGUGCAGAGAGCAGAUUGAGCAAAUGCGGAGUGAGCUACUUCAGGAAAGGGCUGCGAGGCAAGACUUGGAGUGUGACAAGAUUUCACUGGAGAGACAGAACAAAGACCUGAAAAGCCGGAUCUUUCACCUUGAAGGUUCUUACCAGACCAGCAAAGAAGGGCUUCUAGUUCAGAUGGAAACCAGGAUCAUGGAACUGGAGGAGCGGCUGGAGAACGAAGAGAGGGAUCGAGCUAACCUCCAGCUGAGUAACCGCCGGCUUGAAAAGAAAGUUAAGGAGGUCAUGAUGCAAGUGGACGAUGAGCAUCUCUCUCUGACGGAUCAGAAGGACCAGCUGAGCUUGCGUUUGAAAGCAAUGAAACGCCAGGUGGAGGGAGCAGAAGAAGAAAUAGAUAGGCUUGAGAGCACCAAGAAAAAGCUUCAGAGGGAGCUGGAAGAGCAAGUUGACUUGAAUGACCAACUGCAAGGGCAGCUGAAUGCACUCAAAAAGGAACUCAGCAGGCACAAAAAGACCUCUAGUAAAAUGCUGAAUGACCUUGACGACGACGACGACAACUUCAGCACUGAUGGGGAGAGCCUUUAUGAAGCACCGUCAGGAUUUAAAUUCUUAAAGGACGAUGAUCUCAAAAGCUAAAAAUUCAGCUGUUCCAUGAGUUGUGGAUGUUCAGCCUUCAUUGUUGAAAAGCAAUGAGCUACGGACUCUGGAAGCCAAUGGCUGCAGGAAUAUUGGUGCUGGUUGGCAUUUAUAUAUCUCUCCACAGUGUGCCAUUUUCAGACUUGAGAUAUUUCAGAAAUAAACAACCUAAAACACAAAGGACUUGCUUUCCAAACCCAAAGGGGCCUGCAGCCAUAGACAGUACACCGCUAAAUUAGGAUGACGUUUCUCAGCAAAAAUAGGAUGGUUGCUAAAAUUGUGUCCUAAGGAGCCGGCGCCUUCUGUUUCUAAGCAUGGUUAAGCUGCAUCCAUCUGACAUGGAUGCUAGAUUAUUAUUUUUUAAGAGAGAAAAGGGGUAUUUAACCGAUGUAACUAGAGGAAACUGUAUAGAAUGUACAUAUUUUAAAUUAGAUGUUUUAAUUGAUCACACUAGUGCUAUUUUUGUAAAGCUUCCUGUUUUUAUAGAGCACAUGCAAAGUACUGAAAUCUCUGCUGAAAUAUCAUACUAUUUUUCAGCUUGAAAAAGCCUUACAUUCCAAGUAUUCAACAAGCAAGGUUUUAGGUCUUGCUUUUCUAACUGUGGGAGGGUUAGAAAAGCUUUUAUUCACAGGGCUCAUAGAACACAAAGAGCAAGUUUUGAACCAGAAGCAUUGGAUGCUGCUAUCCCAGUCCCCAGUCCUUACUGCCGUUUCAGUGAAGAAAGAGAAUUUUGGGAGCUAGGUCUGCAUCCCAGGAGCAAUGACCUCCACAGGAAUGAGCUCCCAAGGAUCUCAGCAAGGCUUUCCUGACAUAUGGAAGUACUGUGCAGCAGUUUGUGGUGCCUUGAGCUUUUCUCACUUCUAAAUCCUCUUGCUGUUCAUGAAAAAUGAGUUGAGAAAAAAGGGUUCUCCUCUGGAUUUGCAACUUAUUUUCCCCUCAACAAAGCCCCCCUAUUUUUCAAUUGGUCCGUUUCAUUCUGACCCAGCAAAGCCCUUGAGAGCAAACGAACCAGGUGAAGUGAUUUCCUGCUACAGCCAGGUACAGAAUCCCCGACUCUUUACUCCAGCUCUAGUGCACUCCCACUUCGGGUGUUUGAAGCUGGGUAUACAUGAUGUUAGCCAUAUUCUAUAUCAAUCUUAGAGUUUCUUGAGAAAUCUUGUUGUUUGAUGCACUUCCCUCAAACCAGCUUCCAUCCGAUUCUGAAAACUUAAGCUGCAGUUAAGCUGAGGUUUGUACAUUUGAGACAGUCAUUGUGCAUGUGCAGACGACACCUUCAUGCCUUCAUGAAUAGGAUUUUCUGAGGAGGGGGGAGGAAGGGGUUGUAGGCACAGAAAACCAAACAGGUAAUGUGCAUCAGGUGAAGACACUACCCCAUCUCUGGUGUGCACAGCAACAUGCAAAUGCAACUCAAAACAUAUGGGGUUGGGGAAAACAACCUCACUGUGUUUUAAGCCGCUAAUGUAUUGGACCAGAAGCUAAAACAAGUCACUUAGUUCUAAAUGGUUUACCAAAUCUACUGUUGUGGACUACAAAGAACUGCACAACAAGCAUAUAAGGAACAGCUAUCCCACCCCGACUUUGCAUUUUAUCUACAGGCUUUUAUAAACAUGCUUUUGUGUACACUGGGGAGGCUAACCUGUGGCCCUUCUGAUGAUGUUAGACUACAGUUCCCCUCACCAUUCUUGACUAUUGGCCAUGCUAACUGGAGCUAAUGGGAGCUGCAGUCCCACAUCAUCAGGAGGGGAACAGAUCAGCCACUCUGGUGACAUAGCAGCUUUGGUAUUUUACAAAAGGGAGCAUCCUGAUUCAUCAAACUGCUAUACUGAUGAAUGCUGAAUUACAUGUUAAUUAUAGUAGGUGGCCAACUUUGAGGAGUUAAUCAGUUUUGGAAAUCCACUGCUCAAGAUGUUGAGAAUGGACUCCAGUUGGAUGCUGCCUAAAGGUAAAGGGACCCCUGACUAUUAGGUCCAGUUGUGGACGACUCUGGGGUUGCGGCACUCAUUUCGCUUUAUUGGGCGAAGGAGCCGGCGUACAGCUUCUGGGUCAUGUGGCCAGCAUGACUAAGCCGCUUCUGGUGAACCAGAGCAGCGCACGGAAACGCUGUUUACCUUCCCGCUGUAGCGGUACCUAUUUAUCUACUUGCACUUUGACAUGCUUUUGAACUGCUAGGUUGGCAGGAGCUGGGACCGAGCAAUGGGAGCUCACUCCGUCGCAGGGAUUCGAACCGCCGACCUUCUGAUCGGCAAGCCCUAGGCUCAGUUGUUUAAUCCACAGUGCCAUCCGUGUGCUGCCUAGUUAGCAACAAAAACAAGUAUGUCUCAAGUGUACUUGGGAUUUUAAGUAACUAUGGUUAUAAUAACAAUGAAAAUUUUGGAAGCAUUUUUUUUACAUAUGGGUCCACAGUAGCACUGUUAAGGGAACAAAUAUGCCAAUUAAAAAUGAAGGGUAAGGAACCAUUCCUGAUGAAGGAAACUUUGCUUUUGUAUUGGAACAGGUGAACCAUUGUUUGUAUGGCUUGGGCCUUGCAUAAAAACAAUUAACCCUCCAAAUUCCCCACAACCCCGAAAUUGGCAGUACCCUUUAAUAGGAGAAGAAGCUUUAGAUGUGUUGCCAGGGCUAUAAGGAAAAUGGGCAGGGGAGGACAUCAGUCUGUGGAGUUUGUUUGAUCAUCUAAAUAAGCAAAACCAAAUCCAGGCACUGAAGAUCCAGUUAGAAAUGGCAGCUCCCGGGCACCAAAUGAGUCAUUUGGAGUGCUGCUGCAGCAGCUGGCUUUUGAUUGUAGCCUGACUUUGUUCAUGCUAAGAGUUCCUAGGGGCAGGUAGAGGCUUCGAGAGAACUGGAAUUGGGGUGCCAUGGAGGUCUGAAAGAAUCUGAAAACACCCAAGUGGCUUUCCUGUGGAAGUUUGAUUGGCAGAAUAGGCUGGUCCAUCUUAUAGGGCAGCAGAUGUAGGGAAUGGAAAGGGGAUUCUAGGUACCGUCAGAGCACCAGCUUUGUCUGCAGAAGGGCCCCGGUUCAGUCCCUAACCCCUCCAUAUGAACACAGAAAAGCGCUGCUGCUUGGGGCCAAAAAGGCCCUUCCAGCCCAGCAUCCUGCUCUCAUGGUGAUAAACUAGGUGCCUAUUAUGGGAAGCCCACGAGUGGGACCUGAGCGCAACAGCACUCUUCCCGCUUGCGAUUCCCAGCAAGUGGCAUUCAGAGGCACGCU
Messenger RNA from Zootoca vivipara (common lizard), 7427 nucleotides. NCBI's taxonomy places the organism in Eukaryota, Metazoa, Chordata, Lepidosauria, Squamata, Lacertidae. The record is from RefSeq and is a predicted model, not a curated record.